Messenger RNA from Trachymyrmex cornetzi, 782 nucleotides. It is a transcript of the gene CPR17, whose product is annotated as cuticular protein 17. Gene Ontology annotation, cellular component: chitin-based extracellular matrix. Gene Ontology annotation, molecular function: structural constituent of chitin-based larval cuticle. The transcript is spliced from 2 exons. NCBI's taxonomy places the organism in Eukaryota, Metazoa, Arthropoda, Insecta, Hymenoptera, Formicidae. The record is from RefSeq and is a predicted model, not a curated record. The coding region runs from base 212 to 673 and encodes 153 amino acids.
UUGCUCGCAAACUUCACGCCGGCAACCAUCGGGAGAGGCGAGCUCUACAUGUGACCGCUUGCUCGUGGUGCUCAAUUAUCUUUUUUUUGUCAUCUAUUUCGCUUAAACGCGCUACACUCAUUGAGUGAAGGCUCAAGACGCUUCUCAUUUUUUCUUUUCGACCACGCGUUCUGCAAUCGUAUAAACGCGCGAUCAUCGUCGAGCAGACAACAUGCGUAUCCUGUUGGUAGCGGCCCUUUUCGGGCUCGUUCACGGCCAAUACUUCCAGGAACCGAAAAAGAUCGUGAGCUACUCACAUGAUCUCGGUGACACCCGCGGUCAUUAUUCAUUCUCUUACGAGACUGAGGGCGGCAUACUUCAACGAGAGAGUGGCAGCCGCAAGUAUGCCGGCACUUCCGACGAGACGCAACUCAUUCAGGGCUCCGUGCAGUACAACGCGCCGGACGGUACCCCCAUCGCCAUGAGCUGGACCGCCGAUGAGUUCGGCACCCAGGUAUCCGGCAGCCACAUCCCCACCCCGCCACCGAUCCCGCCGGCGAUUCAGCGUGCCCUUGAGUGGAUCGCCAAGCAGCCCACGACCCCGGAACCGAUCGAGAAGAACAAUCCGACGCAGAACGCGGUCCCCCGCAGCGACAAUCGCCAAUUUCGAUUAUCCUCGAAUAAACGAAACUGAAUGCGUGUGCUCGCACAAAGUACCGUUAAGUUCAUCCAAAAUUGCCUGUCCUUCCUGUUGCUUCACAUAGAUAAUACGCUUCCAAUAAAAAUUUAUACUUUUAUAGAAA